Messenger RNA from Paramormyrops kingsleyae, 1168 nucleotides. Lineage: Eukaryota; Metazoa; Chordata; Actinopteri; Osteoglossiformes; Mormyridae. The record is from RefSeq and is a predicted model, not a curated record.
ACCCACUCUUCUGGUUUACAGCGUGACAGAAAGAUUGCUUAGCAGCACCUUGGGUGACCGGCAUAGUAAACUUCUUUUUUUGUAUUGUAUUUCAAAAAUCCCGCAUACCCACGAGAAACAUUUUACGUUAUGGAGGUGGACUGCGCGUCGCUGCUUUCUUGAGCUUCCUGAAAUGUUCGCGACAAGACCUACUAUUUUCAAUUUAAAUCGGCUUUUUCUAAGGUCAUUAAGCUUGCAGCUUCGUGAUUGCCAACUUUGGUCAGCUGACUGUAGUGAGAUUUUUAAUUUCGAGACAAGUCUGCACACACAUGCCCACUUAUCCACGGAUUGCCGUCUUUCCUCCAGCCGUAAUUAUUUUAAGCAGGAUGGGGAACUUUUCGUCUUCACCGGGAAGCCUGUCUAGCGCACAGUGCACCCAGUUAAUCGAGGAUGUGGUGUCUCAUAACUGUGUGGUGAUCUUCUCGAAGACCACUUGUCCAUACUGUAAAAUGGCCAAGAAUGUAUUCAGCGAAAUAGGGGCAGCGUACAAGGUGAUUGAGCUGGACGAGCACCGUGAUGGUAAACUGCUUCAGGAGGCCCUGACACAUAUCACAGGUGCAAGGACGGUGCCAAGAGUGUUUGUCAAUGGGAAAUGUAUCGGCGGCGGCUCUGAUACAAAGACGCUCCACGAACAAGGGAAACUGGCCUCCCUAGUUGAACAGUGCGCCCCCUGCUGUGCAAACAGUGAAGGUUCAGGCAGUGGCCAUGGUCCAUAAAGCUCUUGUAGUUUCUUUGGCAACUUAUACAAUGUUUUAUUUUUAUUGUUUGAAUUAUUAAUUUAUUCCAUUUUAGUUUGGUUUGUCAGUAUAUUUACAUUUUUAUGCAUACCUGGAACUUCUGGAUCAUUACUGGGUACAGGGAAUAGCACAUUUGUUAAGGUCUGACUAUUUAGAUUUAGUGUGUUUUCCAUAUUUUUUUUUGUAUCCAGUUCUUGUUCCACAAAUGGAAAAAAGCAUGAAUUUAACAAACAGUUAAAAUUCACUUGUGAGAGUGAUGUAAGUGUUUGGCUUGUUCACACAGUUAUAUCUUUGUAUAAGGAAAAAGGAAGGUGGACUUGUCUCUCCCAAGUGUUUCCCAAGGUGCUAUGGUUAAUAGCUAUCAAUUAAAAUUCAUGCACUUAAAUAUUGUA